Molecule: messenger RNA, 654 nt
Organism: Heterobilharzia americana
Lineage: Eukaryota; Metazoa; Platyhelminthes; Trematoda; Strigeidida; Schistosomatidae
Source: the annotation of a GenBank genome assembly
AAAAACACUUGUAUGACAAUGAAAAGAAAUGGUUGGUUUUGACAUAACUAGCCUUUACACAAAUAUACCGAUCAACAUGGCUCUAGAGGCAGUUAAAAAUGGGCUUAAGAUUGACAAUGAGCUUACGCAUCGAACUGAGGUGCCGGUCGAGGAGAUCGUUCUAGGAGUACGAUUGUGCCUGACAUCUACACUUUUCAAGUUUCAGAAUAAAAUAUAUAAACCAGCUGAAGGUGUUGCCGUGGGACCACCAAUAUCCCCUAUCAUCACAGACAUAUUUAUGGAUAGUUGGGAAGAGAUAGAUGUUCACACAUUUAAUCAUACUCCAAAGAUAUGGUUCAGAUAUGUAGAUGAUACGUUUACAGCACUGAAAUCGGAUGACAUCAACAGGUUGUUGACACAUAUAAAUUCAGUAGUGAAUACAAUCCAAGUCACCUGUGACUUAGUAAGUGAUGAAAGUGAGCUAGCAAUGUUGGAUUGCAAGAUUAAAUGAACAGAAGACGGAAGUCUAGGGACUAGUGUCUUUAGGAAACCUACCCAUUGGAAUUGUUAAUUCGACUUCAAAUCCUUCCACUGGAUUUCAGUUAAAGUAGGCUUAGUUAAGUGCCUGAGUGAUGGGGUGAAAAAGCUUACUAGUAGAACCAUAAAAUGUACGAC